Messenger RNA from Camelina sativa (false flax), 1205 nucleotides. RefSeq lists its product as uncharacterized. The record is from RefSeq and is a predicted model, not a curated record. Lineage: Eukaryota; Viridiplantae; Streptophyta; Magnoliopsida; Brassicales; Brassicaceae.
ACUCAAAAAUCUUUAAAAUCAUUACCUUUCAUAUGCUAUUUCAUCUUCAGACAUUGUAUGUCACCUUCUAAACAUAUAUCCAAAAAGACAAUGGUGAACUUUGUGGAGUCACAAAAACCUUUGUUGUACAGACUCAUAAAAUUGGCUGGCGUUAUUCCCUACACAGUUGAAACUGAACCGGGAACGAAGAUGAACUUCUGGAUCCCCAAAGAAACCCUAAAAAGACCCAAAAAAUUUGACAAAAACGCUACCGUGGAACCCCAAAAACCUACGAAACCAGUCCUCUUGCUCAUCCAUGGCUUUGCAGCUGAAGGGAUUGUGACGUGGCAGUUCCAGGUUAGAUCAUUAGCCAAGAAGUACUCAGUCUAUAUACCGGACCUCCUCUUCUUUGGUGGGUCUUACUCCGACAACCCGGACAGGUCACCAGCGUUUCAAGCUCACUGUUUAGUCAAGUCUCUUCGUAUCCUCGGCGUGGAUAAGUUUUUUCUUGUAGGGUUUAGUUACGGUGGCAUGGUGGCUUUCAAGAUCGCCGAGAAGUAUCCUGAGAUGGUCCAUGCCAUGGUGGUGUCAGGUUCUAUACUUGCGAUGACAGAUACGAUCAGUGAGUCAAAUUUGAACCAGUUAGGUUUUAAGUCGUCGGCGGAUCUUUUGUUACCAACUUCGGUUAAAGGACUCAAGACUCUCUUCGCCCUUGCUGUCCAUAGAACCAUGUGGUUCCCGAACAAGCUCUUCAAGGAUUUCAUUGAGGUGAUGAUUACCAAUAGGAAGGAAAGAGCAGAAUUAUUAGAAGCUUUGGUCAUCAGCAACAAAGAUGUGACCAUCCCUCGUUUUCAACAGAAAAUACAUCUUAUGUGGGGCGAAAGUGAUCAAAUUUUUAAUAUUGGAUUUGCCAAGAAAAUGAAAGAGCAACUAGGCGAAAAUGCAACAAUGGAGAGUAUAAAGAAAGCAGGUCAUUUGGCACAUUUGGAGAGACCUUGUGUCUAUAACAGAUGUCUCAAAAAGUUUCUUGCUUCAGUUUACUCUGAAAACUAAAUUCGAUGGUAAUCGAAGUAUUACAUAAAUGAUGCUCACAUCACAUCAACACCAAAUGAAUUUAUUUAUCAUAUUUUCUUUGGUUUUAAUUCUUCUGUCAAAAAUAAUGUAACCACAUAUAUCUCAUAAAUAAUACAGUAUAUGGUUCAUUGAAAUAAUAUAGUUUUCUCGAA